Molecule: messenger RNA, 636 nt
Organism: Cladophialophora carrionii CBS 160.54
Lineage: Eukaryota; Fungi; Ascomycota; Eurotiomycetes; Chaetothyriales; Herpotrichiellaceae
Exons: 5
Coding region: 1-636 (211 amino acids)
Biological process (GO): mycotoxin biosynthetic process
Source: RefSeq, a predicted model, not a curated record
AUGACACAGAGGAGUGCACCGACACUGGGAUCUUUCGAUCGAGGAUGGGCCACGGACUUCAUCACCGUGCGGUCAGAGAUCAAGGCCGAACAGAUCACGUUCAACGGGAGUCCAGCGUUCGAUGAGAACAAGACCAUGUUUGUCCCGAACCCAGAUCCAGUCCGCUAUGUUGGUCCACCCAGUCCUGAGAUUGACAAGAACUGGGAGAAAUUGACCUGGGGCCGCUAUUUCUUGAUAACGGAGGAGGAAGCGCGAGCCAGCUGGGGUGAGGAAAUCGAAGAAUACUGGGAUGAGCAGCGCGGAGGCUACGUGACCGGCCUCGACGUCUUCCACACGCUCCACUGCCUGGACAACAUGCGAAAAGCCCUGCAUCCUGAAUAUUACGGUGACGGGAAAGCCAACAAGAACCACGACAUGCACCAGGACCAUUGCAUUGAACAUAUGCGCCAAUUUAUCAUGUGCUCGGGCGACAUGACGCCCAUUCCCACCAAGUACUAUCCGGCCCUGGGGAGGAACUACGUCGACUCGGACCGGCCUCAUACGUGCCGGAAUUUUGAGCAGCUUCGGCAGUGGAUGGUCGACAGAUACGAGGGACCGACAGCGGUGCAGCCUAGUACUCGAUCAGCUUCCAAAUAG